Ramularia collo-cygni is the source of this 420-nucleotide messenger RNA. RefSeq lists its product as uncharacterized. The record is from RefSeq and is a predicted model, not a curated record. NCBI's taxonomy places the organism in Eukaryota, Fungi, Ascomycota, Dothideomycetes, Mycosphaerellales, Mycosphaerellaceae. Bases 1 to 420 code for a protein of 139 amino acids. The transcript has 2 exons.
AUGGCCCCCUCUCAACAAGAAAUUACCGCCAUCUUCCAGAAGAUUGGCCCAAAGGGAGGCAACUUCAUGGACCACGCCGACGCGGAUGUGAAGCUAGAGGUGAUGGGUCACGACCACCAGUCUAAGAGUAGCCACGAAAGCCACAAAUCGAUGGCCGAGGAGUUCUUUGGACAGUUUGACUUUGUGGAUUGGGACACCAUCGAGAUCAAAGUCCGUCAGGUUAUUGGAGGUGAUAGCUCUCCGUGGGCAUCGGUUGAACUUAUCUCUACUGGCAAGUCCAAGAAAGGCGAGCCUAUCAACCACGAGUUUGUUUUCAUCACCCACUUUAACAAAGCUGGUCACAUUGACGAGAUCCGAGCCUAUCUCGAUUCUGGCCACUUGGAUGAGCACCAUACCUCUCACAAGGGCUGCAGCAAGUGA